Messenger RNA from Clarias gariepinus (North African catfish), 2329 nucleotides. RefSeq names its product yippee-like 2a (gene ypel2a). Lineage: Eukaryota; Metazoa; Chordata; Actinopteri; Siluriformes; Clariidae. The record is from RefSeq and is a predicted model, not a curated record. The coding region runs from base 593 to 943 and encodes 116 amino acids. The transcript has 5 exons.
CUAUGUUACUUAUGUAUACUUUCCUCGAUACAGUAACAACCAUGCCAUCAUGGGUAUAAAUAAUGCACUAAAGCUGAAAACACUGGGUGGUGCUGUUUGUUUAUGUGGUUCAUUCGUCUUAUCCGAACUCAUAAAAGGUUGGAGGGGGGACAAAAAACAUGCUGUCAAUUAACUGGUGUUUAAUGAAGUAUGAAGAAGGACGACAACGUAGGAGUUGAUGUAAGCUUUGCUUUCCUUCUGCAUUGGCUGUUUUGCGGUUCUGAUGGGCCAAUCAGGAUAUUGUUGCUAGGCCGUGCGCUUCUAUUGGUUGGUUAUCUUGCCUGUCAUUCAAGCAGGAGGCGGAAUGAUGGGCCAAUGCGCCACCCUGCUGUAUGUAUUUAUAGUGUCCACUUAUAGCCGUGCGAGAGCCUGGACGGUUUAUUGAAAGUUUAACUGCUACAAUGGUGGCGACUUACUGUGGCUGAAGUUGGCUUUAAAGAAGAGCGGAGAUGGUCCGACUGAAGCAGUCCUUUCCAGUUCUGAGUGUGAGCUGUCCUGGCUAGACCGUCCAUUCCCACUGCGCUCCUCUGCCGUCUCACCUGCCACUGCUGCCAUGACGCGCUCAAAGACCUUCCAGGCCUAUUUACCCAACUGCCAUCGCACAUACAGCUGCAUUCACUGCAGGGCUCAUUUGGCCAACCACGACGAGCUCAUCUCCAAGUCUUUUCAAGGUAGUCAAGGCAGAGCCUAUCUGUUCAACUCUGUGGUAAAUAUUGGUUGUGGGCCAGCAGAGGAGAGGGUGCUGCUGACAGGUCUCCAUGCUGUGGCUGACAUCUACUGUGAAAAUUGCAAAACCACGCUGGGCUGGAAAUAUGAACAUGCUUUUGAGAGCAGUCAGAAGUACAAGGAGGGCAAGUUCAUCAUUGAACUUGCCCACAUGAUCAAAGACAAUGGGUGGGACUGACAUCCUCGAAACUCCUGUGGACCUAUGGGAAGGAUGCAUAGCUUGUUCUUGGAAACUCACCCACCUGACCUACAUCUGAAGGAUGUGAGAUAUAUAAUCAGUGCUGUGCUAUUCCUGUGUCCACAUGUGUGCAUCACGUUGAGAAUUUGCAUUCUAACUGAGUUAUUGCAUAUUCAGGGCAGAAAACACAGCGCAUGCUUGUCGCACAUCCCUGCUUGCAUUAAGACACUGAAACCAGGUAGCUGGAUGGAAGAGGCUCCACAAAAGGCUUCCUCAAUGGCUGGUCCCAUGGAGUUAAUAAAUUUAGUGCAGCACCUUACACAAGUGACACUAGUGGUUAUUUUACUUGAGACACUAAACCACUUCAGCUGUCCAUUAAAAGAACAGCUGCUCAUUUCUAGUUUUCUUUUCCUUGAUGGUUUGCACAUGAUUUAUUUAUACACAUAUUUAUUGGUCUUGAUUUCUUUAUUUGGUUCAGGAAUAAUGAUCCUCGUGUUAAACCUGUAGCAAAAGGUUGCAUGGUAGCAGCUUUAUAUGGCCUUUCUCUACAGAAACCGUACAGUUCAACAUUUUUAUGUGUGUAGUCAUUGUUGUAUAUGUGAGUCAGUUAUACAUGCAUUCAGUCUGGACUCAGUAAUAUGGAUCAUGGUAAUAUGGAUUUGGUCAUAUUUAUGAUUUGGUGGUGCAGUGUGUCUAUUCUCUCUCUUGCAUCAUCAGAAUUUUCAACAAUACCAUCAUGAGGGUGAUGAUGAUGAUGAUAAUAAUAAUAAUGAAAAAGAAGAAAACAUUAAAGGAAGUGAUUUAAUUAACCUAUAUAAUAAACCCCCUCAUGCAUAACCAAAGACUUCUCAAUCAGCAGUGCACUUACCAAACUGUGAGCUCUUUGUUCAGCUUAUGUUGCAUUUUUGUGUUUAGAUUUCUGGAUAUGAUCAUGUGUUUAAUAAAAUCUUUGCACAUAUGCAUUACACAAUUAUGUAUAAGCACAUUUGGUAUACAUUGGUCUGGUCUAUCAUUAUUAGAUUUCAAAUCCAAAAACAUCAAACAUAGACACUAUGGACUACAACACCCAGACACCACAAACUCCCAUACGUUUAAGUUCACCUAAUUACUGACUGUGCAAACCUGUUAUCUAUUUCCUACACAAACACAAUCAGAGUAUUUAAGGACUCUCAGGACCAAAUUCAGAUUUUCUAAGCCAGUUUAUUACCAAGUACUAUUGUUAAUAUUGAUCCUGUUUCUGAAUUCCUGUCAUAGCCUAGCCCAGUUACAUUAAUGUUUACUAAUGACCCGACCCAGGUCUGUUUAAAUUUUCUGCUUUUCUGCUAGAGUUCUGCUUUAUGUGUUUGUGUUUAUUUGUUUGGUUUAUUAAAGCUCAGUAUAACUGGA